AAGCGACCCGGAAGCGCUGAUCCAAGUGGAGGCAGAAAGAACAUCAAGCUUUUAUAUUAUAGCUGUUCUCGCAAGACAAUAUCUGCAAGCAGGACACAAGGAUGGCAGAGCCUCGAUUUAACAACCCGUAUUUCUGGCCGCCGCCGCCGUCCAUGCCAGGCCAGCUGGAUAACCUGGUCCUCAUUAACAAGAUCAAGGAGCAGUUGAUGGCUGAGAAGAUCCGCCCUCUGCACCUGCCCCCUACCUCCGCCCCCUCUCAGCAGUCUUUACUCGUGCCCACGUCGUCUCCCGAUGGCAGCGUUCAGCACGGCAUGUCGGUGCAGAAGCCCCAGACGCAGCAUGUGUCGGGUCACCAUCAGCACCCGCAGAGCUCCGGACAGCAGGACGUUUCUCUGCACAGUCGUUCCAACUCUGGACAAGAUGGAAAUAUGGAUGACAAGUCAGCAGUGAAGGCCAAAGGAUUAUGGGAAGACUGGCAUAUGAGACAACUUAGUGAGCAAGCUAACCGGUUAAACCAUCGCUCAGGUCUGGCUCCUUCAUCUCGCCCCGACAGCCACAGCACCUCCGACGCCCUGACCCCCACGACCCCGACGUCCAGCAACCAGAGCCGCCUGGGCGGGGCCCCCUCGCUGAACAUCAUCUCCGGGCUGGCUAGUGGCCCCGGCAUGGAGCACAUGAAGGCCGGGGGUUUGGCGGGACUCCUGGGCCCCCCACCCAAGGCCCCGCGGGGCAGGAAGAAGAUUAAAGCUGAGAACACAACUGGGCCGCUGCUCGUGGUGCCCUAUCCCAUCUUAGCUGACCAAGGCUGCGUCACAAUUGCUCCAAAAGAGGGGAAAAUCUACAGGUGCAAAGUUUGUCCACUCACCUUCUUAACGAAGUCAGAGAUGCAGAUUCACUCAAAGUCCCACACGGAGGCAAAGCCACACAAGUGUCCCCACUGCUCCAAAACAUUCGCCAACGCCUCCUACCUGUCCCAGCACCUGCGCAUCCACCUGGGAAUCAAACCGUAUCACUGCUCCUACUGUGAGAACUCCUUCCGUCAGCUGUCACACCUGCAGCAGCACACCAGAAUCCACACUGGCGACAGACCUUAUAAAUGUUCUCACCCUGGAUGUGAAAAGGCUUUUACCCAACUGUCUAACCUUCAGUCUCACCAGCGGCAGCACAACAAAGAUAAGCCGUAUAAAUGUCCCAACUGCUACCGUGCCUACUCAGACUCUGCAUCGCUGCAGAUUCACUUGUCAGCACAUGCCAUCAAAAACGCCAAGGCCUACUGCUGCAGCAUGUGCGGCAGGGCAUACACCUCAGAGACCUAUCUUAUGAAGCACAUGUCCAAACACACGGUGGUGGAGCACCUGGUGAGCCACCAGUCUCCCCAGAGGACUGAGUCCCCCAACAUCCCCAUUCGCAUCUCCCUCAUCUGAGCUCUGCAAGACGUUUGGCAGUAAGAUUCAGCAGUCUGCGUUCAGCCGGAGGCUCGUGAGCGCCGCACCCACGGCCAUCAACAGAAGGCUCACAUUAGCAUUAUGACAGCUGACAUAAACAUUCAGUGUUAAGAUUCAGUAAACGGACUGCCUCCAUCUGUCUUGACUUGGCCCGUCUCGUCACAAAAGAGCACAGCAUUAUUUUGUGAAUGUAACAAAAACAGCUUGAUGUCGUCUGGGGGAAUCGAGCAGCAGAAAAGACUGUCGUCUUGCGUCAGGUUCCGUAAGCACUUUUGUGAGCGUCAUGUAAACCGCUGGAUGCAUCGGCCAUUGGCAAUGUUUUCCCUUUUCUUAUUUUUUUAUUUGUUUAACCUUUUCCAUGAAAUGGGUUUCCAAAAUGUGCCAGAUGAUAUUUUGUCCUGAGAAAGUGAAGAAAAAAAAGAAAGAAAAAAAAAAGUUUGCUGGGUGUACUUGACAGACAUCCAAAGAUAAUCUUAAAGCACUUUUUGGCCUUGUGGUUUUGGCUUAAAUUGUUUCAAUCUCGUUGAAUGGAAAAUGCCAAAGGGCAUUACGUUACGAAGGGCAGCUAAGAAUACAGACUGGGUACAAAUAACAGUCCUCGCUGUUACUUUCUAUGUUUUUCCUCACAUUUCUGCACAAGAACAGGGUCCUCCUAAUUUGAUGAAAGGCAAUCGGCUGAUGACAAUUGAAAUGUUUGGUGAUUGUAUUAAGAAGUUAAAUUAUUGAGUUGAAGAGGCCAAGAAAAAAGAAAAACUCAGUAUAAGGUGGGACAAAAGCUGAACAUUUUAGUUUUUCCAAAAUCUUUCGCUCUUUAUUCUACAUUUACCUUUGUGGCACCUUUUGUGAUCAUAACGUAUAAUUAAAGGAACAACAUUUUUCUCCACUUUUUCUCUCUCAAACCCCUUAGGUUCGUGAUAUAUGACCUUUGGUUGGGGUUCUCAGAGAAAGUAAAACUCAUAAUCGUGUAUGUAAGCAGUUGAUCUUUACUUUCUGAGAAUUAGAAAAUAUAUGUUGCAGAGGUUGAAUACAUUACACAGGUGUCGGUGCCGGCUCUACUAUCUUCAUUUUUUUUUUUUUUUAAUUAUUUUUUUAUUAAAAGAAAAAAAAAAACACUUCAGCUGACAUAAAAAAAAAUUUACUUGUAAGUGGUUAAUUUUAAAACCAACCACUGGACCAAAAUGUGAAGUUGUUGUACAGCUACUCUAACACAGUAAAGGUUUUUAAAAUCUGUAAUAAGCUUUACCCAUUUGGAAUAAACUGCAGUAUAAAUCAUAUUCAGUAGGCCUAUAUUAUGAGUGUAUACAGAGGUUGACUCCUCUCUUUUUUCAGUAUUUUUACUGUACACAGUAUUGUUUGUUGUAUUUUUACUGUAACCUCUGAAUGGUACUUAAUAGGGAUCCCUGUAUUCUUCAGGGUAUUUCAGAACAGGUGCUGCAGCUGGAUGAAAGAACUGAGAAUAAUGUAAAAUACCUAUACAGUAUAUAGUAUGUUUUCAGAAUAAAACAAAAACUUAUUACUCAAGCCUAUGGCCUGAAAUCAGACGUUUAUGCCAACAACAGACCCUGCCUCUUCAAUUUACUCUCAUUUGAGAUGAUGGGAAAAUGUACAUGUUGUACUGUAAAACAUGUUACUCCUUUAUGGUACCAAUUUUUAAGUUUCCAUAAACAUGUUCGGUUUGGAUUUUGUAAAAGAUUAUGUAAGGACUUACUGUAAUUAUUUUAGUCUACCUGUAUGUUAUUAAUAUUCAUGUUUUAUAUCAGUUAUUUACAUGUAAGCCUUAACUGUUCUAUCAUCCCAGUUCCAUUACUCUGUAUUGUGUUCUGCAGUAUUCAGUAGUGUAAACAUUUUUUGUUUCCUUUCUUCCGCAUGGAGUUUUUAAGCUGUAAUCUGUAUAACUGUUUAACUCAUGUUCUCUGAAAAAAAUACGGCGUAGAUUUUAUGACAUUUUUUUCCCCCCCGUCUUGCAUUGUGGGUUCAUAUACAGUUUGUAGACGACUAAAUAUGCACAGCCAAGACUGAGAACUUAAAAUAAGGUUAUCAAUGUUCAAAAGAGAAGAAGAAAGAAGCUUUGUAUCUUUACCUUGUUUAAUAAACA
Messenger RNA from Cololabis saira (Pacific saury), 3540 nucleotides. RefSeq names its product zinc finger protein 362b (gene znf362b). Lineage: Eukaryota; Metazoa; Chordata; Actinopteri; Beloniformes; Belonidae. The coding region runs from base 102 to 1424 and encodes 440 amino acids. Gene Ontology annotation, cellular component: nucleus. The transcript has 9 exons. Gene Ontology annotation, molecular function: RNA polymerase II cis-regulatory region sequence-specific DNA binding; DNA-binding transcription factor activity, RNA polymerase II-specific. Gene Ontology annotation, biological process: regulation of transcription by RNA polymerase II; central nervous system development. The record is from RefSeq and is a predicted model, not a curated record.